Medioppia subpectinata is the source of this 815-nucleotide messenger RNA. The record is from the annotation of a GenBank genome assembly. Lineage: Eukaryota; Metazoa; Arthropoda; Arachnida; Sarcoptiformes; Oppiidae.
AUGAUCCGCUCUCACCAGUGGUCUGAUCGCAGGCCUGAGACACAAUUGAUUAGCCAAUCAGUGGCCACGUUAUGUGUGGUGUCUCUUGAGAUAACAAACGGUAUAUUCUUCGGUGGUAUCGAUGGAUGGGUUAAGACAUACGCGACCACCACUGGGUCUGCGGCGGAUGAUCACAAUCAGUGGAUCAGUUGGCGGACAAUGGUUUUGAACGCCAGACAAGCCGUACGCCAAUUGAGCCGUUUGUUUGCCAACACAACUAAUCUACCCGUCAGGUGUAUGUCCGACGGAGGAUUUGGCAGUGGGGCCGGAAAGGUAUGCCUCACCCGCGCCCACCCGUGCGACACCACCCGGUGCUCCCCCUGUAUAGCCGCCACUGUGAGGUACCCAACGGGCGCACAUACCACUCAGGGCGGAGGGUCGGGCGGAUCCAUUCGUGACGCCGGCGGCGCGUUCGGCAAACAAGAGGCCGCCCGCGAAGAGGAGUUCUUCCGCCGCAAACAGAAGGAACAGUUGGAGAAAUUGAAGUCCGGUUUGGAUGGAGAGAAGGAACGGCUCGAGAAGCUCAUCAAAGAUCACGAACAGGAGAUCCAGAAGCUCCAGAAGUUGCAAAAAGAUGGCAAAUAGCAGAUAAUGGGAUGUUUGCUGACAGACACGAGUCGGGAGUUUAUUAGUUUUGAUUGUAAUAACCAUUUAUUUGCCAUUUAAUUGAUUAUUGAAUUUGUUUUGUUAGUUAUUUUAAUUGAAUGAUUAAAUUUCAAUUCAUUUAUUGUAAUAAUAGUAAACAGUAAUGAAAUUUAGAAUAAAUUAGUGUUUGA